Molecule: messenger RNA, 3580 nt
Organism: Platichthys flesus (European flounder)
Lineage: Eukaryota; Metazoa; Chordata; Actinopteri; Pleuronectiformes; Pleuronectidae
Gene: prkacbb
Product: protein kinase, cAMP-dependent, catalytic, beta b
Exons: 10
Coding region: 1096-2127 (343 amino acids)
Biological process (GO): peptidyl-serine phosphorylation
Cellular component (GO): nucleus; cAMP-dependent protein kinase complex
Molecular function (GO): cAMP-dependent protein kinase activity; ATP binding
Source: RefSeq, a predicted model, not a curated record
UCCAGACCUGAACCGUCACCUGGGGAGGGCCCGGGGAUGAGGACGUGCUGCGGAGGGGGGCAGAGCGGCAGCGGCUCAGUGAGGAACAAGUGACCGCUUUAGCUUCAUGUCACACGGAGGGAGACACGGACGCUACCCUGCCGCUGCUAGCAAGAGGAGGAGCGGAACAGAGGGAGAGUGAGGGGGGGCUGACGGCCGGAAGGGACAUCACUCGCGAGCGUUAGAUCUCCGACUUAUUCCGUUAUCGAUUUGUGUUCAGCGGUAAUCUCCCAAAAGCAGAAGACGAAGAAGGAGACGGGGGCUCGGGGGAUAUCAUCUGCUAGCUUGUAGCCUACCGCCAUCUCUCCUCCGCCUCCUCCGCCGGAGCGACCGCCGUGUCUUCCACACCAUGGGGAACGCGGCCACCGCCAAGAAGGGCAACGAGCUGGAGAGCGAGACCUUUGGUAUGCUCAUUCCUCCAAAAGAUGACCAGAAUGGCAGAACGGCAUUGGUCUCAUUGUGUCAGACUUGCUAGUUGUGCUUGCUUUUUAUUGUGUGCUUUGAUAAUGAGUUCCGUGUUUUUGUUGUCCACAUUCUCUCAAUCUGGAUAUCUGCUGUCUGCUGUGUUUCCCAUACAUUGGUUUGUCUCUGCUUACCAUUUCUAUGCUGUGUUUAUUAGUUUUCCACCAAGUCGUAUUAAGUGAUGCACAAGACGCUCAGACGAAUCUGCCCUGUAACUUUUAAGUGUUGUGGUCCCCUUCCCUUUUAAAUAAGGCUACUAAACAACACCAAACAUACUGAGUGUCUUGGCAUGCAUCACUUGUCUGCCUGUCUUGAACGUUGUCGUCUUGUGUUUGUAUUUUGUCUUUUCUCUUAGAACAAAGUAUGUGGUAUUCUUAAUAUUUUAUUUAUAUCCAGAUGAGAGUUCACCUUGUCCCUUUGUCUUCUGCAUUGAUUUGCAAUUUAAUUUCAAUUUACCUAAAAUGGUCCUUUCCCCUCAUAGUCUGAUAGCAUUUGGUCUUUUUGCCAGUCCCAUCUAAUACAUGAAUGUGUUUUUAUACUAAUAAACCCAAAUAACAUUGCUGAGGAAGAACAGUGGGCUAGCUGCAUAUUAAUAUGCUCUCCUUUUCUCUUUUAGUGAAAGAGUUUCUUGCCAAAGCCAAAGAAGAUUUCUUACGGAAGUGGGAAUGCCCACCACAGAGCACAACGGGCCUCGAUGACUUUGAGAGAUUAAAGACCCUGGGUACUGGCUCGUUUGGGAGAGUCAUGCUGGUGAAACACAAAGGAGCAGAGCAAUACUUCGCCAUGAAAAUACUGGACAAGCAGAAGGUUGUGAAACUCAAGCAAAUAGAACACACGUUAAACGAGAAGAGGAUAUUACAGGCUGUAUGCUUCCCCUUUCUCGUCAGACUUGAGUACGCGUUUAAGGACAACUCCAAUUUGUACAUGGUGAUGGAGUAUGUUCCAGGAGGAGAAAUGUUUUCACACUUAAGACGAAUUGGAAGGUUCAGUGAACCACACGCACGGUUUUAUGCCGCUCAAAUAGUGCUGACGUUUGAGUACCUCCAUUCACUAGAUCUCAUAUACAGAGAUCUGAAGCCUGAGAACCUUCUCAUCGACAACCAUGGCUACAUUCAGGUGACAGACUUUGGAUUUGCCAAGAGGGUAAAAGGCAGGACCUGGACGUUGUGUGGGACACCGGAGUACCUUGCACCAGAAAUCAUCCUCAGCAAAGGCUAUAACAAAGCCGUGGACUGGUGGGCCCUCGGAGUUCUCAUCUAUGAAAUGGCAGCUGGCUACCCUCCGUUCUUUGCAGAUCAACCUAUUCAGAUCUAUGAGAAGAUUGUGUCUGGAAAGGUCCGAUUUCCCUCCCACUUCAGCUCCGACUUAAAGGAUCUGUUGCGAAACCUGCUGCAGGUGGAUCUGACCAAACGCUACGGCAACCUGAAGAACGGAGUCAAUGACAUCAAGGGCCACAAAUGGUUCGCCACAACAGACUGGAUCGCAAUCUACGAGAGAAAGGUGGAAGCCCCGUUCAUACCAAAGUGCAGAGGCCCAGGGGACACGAGCAACUUCGACGACUACGAGGAGGAGGAGAUCCGCGUUUCUUUAACGGAAAAAUGCACGAAAGAGUUUGCAGAGUUUUAGGACGCGGGAACAUGGAUAUAUCAGGGAAAAAUAAGGGGAUCUUUGCACUCUUCUAAAGACUUGGGAAGGAGCAGAGACCAUCGUUUUUUCAGAUCUACUACAUAGUCCCUUCAUUCCACAGGGCUGAAUGAGGUCGCCAUGAUCCUUGGGUGCCGAUAACCUCUCACUGUCACGUACCCCUGCGUAUUAAAGCAGACACACCACUUAUUUGUUUUACUUUUCUUUUUUUUGUACCUACCAAAUGUUUUUUUUUUUUUUUUUUACUUUGAAGCAGUUAGUCUUGGAUGUUGUUAUCCCCUUUUAAAAUAUGACAUUUUCUUUGAAAUUAUGAGGAAAAACUGAGAUAAUGGCCAAUAACAGUCCACACAUUGUAGCUGACUUUGUCUGUGGCAUUUCCACACACAAAUGUGUUGGUUGAAGGGAUCCCCCCCCCCCUCGUCGUCAGCAGUGUAUAUUUAAUGGUCUGUUACAAGUCCACAUCACAUUGGCUAUUGUGAAGUACUGGCCAGCUUUCAGACGUAGUGUUUGUCCUAUGUGCAUAUCUGUCAGUUUUGUAAGACAUUUGAACACGUCGGGUGUUUAAAGCAUGACCAAAUAGGAAAUAUUGGGUGACACAAGAAGAGAGGUUCUUUCCUUUCUUUGCUUUUUGCCUUAGAGAGCCAAAUCCUCAGAUCGCCCCCCCCUCCCCUCCUCACGAAAGUAUCCACUCACUGUCUUCUCUGUAUCCUGACCCAGGCACAGCAAGCCAUUGCAGAAAAAGACAAAGGUUGUUACAUUAGUCAGAUGCUAAUCCAGUUGUUUGUUUUUGAUCCUUUUGGAUCUGUGAGUUACAUGUAAAAUCUGUCAUCUGGUAUCUUCCUCUCUUCUUUUUUUUUUCGUCGCUGUGUCGAACAUUAUAGUCAUAUUGUCCCUAGAUUUCAGGUCUGCUUAUAAAGACCAAUCGUUACGAGUCUGUGGAACAAUGUGACUUCAGUAAAUUGAUCAGAGUGAAGUGAAAUCCUUUUGAGGGUUUCCAUUGAGUGUAAUGUUACGUUAAGGGGAUCAGUGUGAAUGGUGUUCCGGCUUCGUGCCUCAACAUUGUUAGUGAUACCUUACAAAAAGUACAGAAUUUAAUAAUGUAUUAAAUUAAGGAUAUUUUAAAAUCAUGAGAAACAGGAAUGCAAAACUGUAAUUUGCCAUAUUUUCCCUGUUAACCCCCCCCCCCAAAAAACAGAUUGUUGUUUCAUUCUUGUCAAAGAAUGUAGAUUUGCAACUUAUAGGUAUGCAUAUUUGAAGGCUUGAUUUCAAGGUACAGUUUUCCUCACAAUACACUGUCUAAAAUAAAGACUGCUCCUUUGUAUCACAUGUAACCCUGUUAUUGUUAAGCUCAUUACAUUAUACGUAUAUGCAUUGUUUCAUAUAUGUUUUUAUUUAUACACAUUAGAGAUGCUAAUAAAUUUUAUUUUUAAAAGUG